AUGGCUGCGCCCAAGGCCGGCGCGCCCUCGUACGGCGCCGUGUCGUCGACCCUGUUUGCGCAACUGCAGAACGAGUGCGAGUGCCAGAUCUGCUUCCAGCUCUUCAACGAGCCGGUGACGGCGCCGUGCGGGCACUCGUACUGCCGCAGCUGCCUCGCGCGCUCGUACGACCACUCGGACAAGUGCCCGAUGUGCCGCACCAGCCUGCCGCCCCUGUCGUACUUCCGCUGGCAGCGCGCCAACCGCGCCCUGACGGCCGUCAUCGAGGCCGCCCUGCCCGACCUCGCCGCCGAGCGCGCCGCCGCCGUCAAGGAGGAGGAGCUCGCCCUCCUCGAGCACGUCCCAAUCUUUGUCUGCACGUCGGCGUGGCCAGGCAUCAAGUCGUACCUGCACAUCUUCGAGCCGCGGUACCGCCUCAUGAUCCGGCGCGCGCUCGAGACGCCCGACAAGUCGUUCGGCAUGGUCCUCCCCGUGCGCAACGGCGGCGCCGACGCCGUCAACGAGUUCGGCACCAUGCUCCGCAUCACGAGCUGCCAGAUGCUCGACGACGGGCGCCUCAUCCUCGAGACGAUCGGCACGCACCGGUUCCGGCUCGUCGAGCGCAGCGUCGUCGACGGCUACAACGUCGGCAAGAUCGAGCGCGUCGACGACGUCGGCGCCCGGCCGCCGAUCACGGGCAACCAGGAGCUCACGACGCAUCAGCUCAUGCAGAUCUGCCUCGACUUCAUCAAGACGUUGCGCGCUGGCUCGGCGCCCUGGGUCAUCGAGCGCUUGAACCGCACUGUCGGCGAGAUCCCGACCAACGCGCACGACUUUACCUGGUUCGCCGCCGAGGUCUUCCCUGUCGAGGACCACGUCAAGGUCGCGCUCCUUCAGAUCACGAGCGUGCGCGAGCGUCUGCGCCUGAUCGUCUUCUGGAUCGAGCAGAUCCGGUCGUCGUGGUGGUACUCUCGUGGCUGCACCAUCAUGUAGCCGGCCACGUCGCUGUCAGCCGACGCCCGUCCAUGUCCAGCUUCCCCUCCCUCUUCCCCUUUCCUCCCCCCUUUUGUCCCUCGUACCACCAUCGCAGCCUUUCUCUCUCCCUACCCUGUCUCCCACUCUUCCCCUCGCCCCCUCGCCUGCCUGCCACACCCCAUACCCCUUGUCGCUCGUCCUCGUCUAUUUUGCAUUCUCGCCUCCCUCGCCCCGUGUCGCGCCUGUGCCCCUUCUCGUGCUUGUCUCUUUCCGUCCGCGCCCUCCCACCUACUCUCGCAACCCUCGUUAGGCCCCUCUGCAAAUAGUGUCGCGUCCUC
Rhodotorula graminis WP1 is the source of this 1292-nucleotide messenger RNA. RefSeq lists its product as uncharacterized. The transcript has 5 exons. NCBI's taxonomy places the organism in Eukaryota, Fungi, Basidiomycota, Microbotryomycetes, Sporidiobolales, Sporidiobolaceae. The record is from RefSeq and is a predicted model, not a curated record. Bases 1 to 972 code for a protein of 323 amino acids.